AUGCCCCGCAGAGACGAGGACGACGACGAAGAUGGAGGCACAGGCUUGUAUGUGUCGGAGCUAGCCGAGGACAGUCUGGAGGAGGGCAAUCCGUUUGCUACCCACAUUUCACAUUCUGAUGUCGGCGACGACCACGACGACGACAACGACGAAUCUGGCUCACACGAGGAGGGCAGCGACAGAGAGGACCAUUCUGACGGCGACGAAGAAGAAGAGUAUUCCGAGCAUGACGGCCGCUUCGACCUCAUUGACGACAUGGCCGCUGAUUCUUCCGAAGAGGAGUCGGAAGAGGACAAUGGUGGUGAGGACGACUCGGAAGACUCAUCCGACUCUGAUGAUGAUAAGAACGGCACCCGCCGGAUUCUAUUUCAAGACAAACGACGCAGCAAAAAACGCUCUCAGUUCAUCCCUCAAUUCAGCCGGCUCCCGCUCGAGCUCCAGCAGCUCAUCUGGAAGCAGUUUUGUCCAGACUUGUCCGAGAAGGCGCGCUUCUAUGAAUUCCAGAUUGUCGGCCAUUUGGUGCCCCAGAAUGGUACCCCUCCCGAGAUUUGGGAAACCGUCCAACUCGAACAGCAGACCAAGGCGGCCCGGACCGUGCUUGCCAUACACCACCAGAGCCGCAAGUUCGCCCUUCGCUACCUCCCCGAUGAGCUGGCUCUCCGGGGAGGCUGGGGCUCAGUCCGCUUUCACAGCCAGCGUGACGUGGUCUUUAUCGACCGUGUCGCCAGCGCCAUGUCUCGUCACUUCCCGCCAUGGCCCAUGCCCGUCAUUCCAGGAGUUACAGACAGGAUCCGCAACAUUGCCUUUGAAAAGGGUUUGUUUUUCUUGACGGGGGAUCCGAUGCUUCAGAGCUUUACUUGUGCCUUUCCAAAUCUACAGCAUGCUUUCUUUCUGGCAAAGUACAACCACUGCGAGGCAAGGAAUCUGCUCUGGUGCGCUGACCCGAGUGCGAACCACUACACCUUGACCAGCGAAGAGGAAGCAGAGAUACAGCACGGAAGAAGGGGACAUGAAACCAAGAACUUUGUCGAGUACCGCUGGGUUUGGCCCAAUGUCGAGAAGCGCGCUGCCGAAGCCAGGAGAGCAUCGGUCGCCGACGCCAGGCCCACUUCCGCCGACGACGUCAACGGGACCAGCAACACCAGAAGCCCGGGCGUAGUCGAGGAGGAGUUUCUCACCAUCACACCCGAGGAAAUCGCUUGUUAUGCGGCGGACGAUAUGCGCGGCUUGGACGACUCUGAUUCUGACUCGGACUCGGACGAAGAGGAGGAGCCGGGCACCUAUGUGCAGCGAGCGUGGAGUUUGGGCUUCAAGGUUUGGCCAGUGAUUGAGUUUUUUGACAAGAGAGGCGAGCGCGCUUUUCAAAAGCUGCUGCAGUGGAAUGAAGACGGGGCGACGGACGUGGCGUUCGACGACGAGGACUACUCCGACGAGGGGGAGGAGAUACCGGACGAGUACGAAAGUUCGGGGAUUGAUGAUUCAGAGAUUGAAUCGGAGGAUAGCGAUGAGGAUUCAGAUGAUCUGAAUAUUGUGGACGUUGACAAUAGCGACGGCAGCAACGAGGGGGAUUCUGAAGAUGACGGGGAAGGGGGUGGCAGCGUGGUAGACUCGGAUGAUGAGGGGGUCGAUGGGGACCGCCCGCUGAUUGAUCUGGCUGGAGAAGAUGGCAACGAACACGACGACGAGGUUUUCACUGGAUUUUCCAGCCCCGAACCGGAAUCAGUUACACUUCGCGCAUCCUCCAGCGUGGAGGAAGUGCCUGACACUGAAUCUGAUCAACAAGCAGUUAGAGCGAGGCUCAAGCGCAGACGAAACAGAAUCAUGGAGUCUUCAGAUCUGGAAAAUGACUCAGACGACCACGAGGAUGACGUCCCUCGGCCGGCCAAACGACCCCGCCGUGUAGUGGACUCUGACUCUGACGACGAGAACGGGACCUCAGAAGAAGAAGAGGUGGUACCUCGGCCAACCAAGCGAGCCCGCCGGGUGGUGGACUCUGAUUCCGAGGAAGAGGACGGCAGUGCCGAAAAAGACGAGGACGAUGAGAUGCCUCAGCUUAUCAAACGAGCCCGCCGCGAUAGCACCGCUUUGCUUGUUCGCCCCGACGAUGACACGGAUCAGGAAGUGCGGAAAAUGAGGGCCAACAAACGGCUCCGAGCUGUUAUCUCGGACGACAGUGAGGAUGAUGACGAUGCCCACCACAACAGCAGCAAGGAAGAGGAAGGGGAAGAACAAGAAUCCGAUAGUCAAUCCUCCGAAGAGACCGACGAGUCUGAGUCAGAAGACGAAGAGAAUGAGCAAUUCAGCCGCUCCAGAAAGGCAACCUCAGCUCUUGCACAGAAGCUGGGGUUAACCGGCGGGAGGGGUCGAAUUCCCAUGCCACCUUCUGAUUCUGAGGAUGAUGAGGAUGAUGACGACGACAUUGAGCGCAAGAGAGGGGAUGAUUACGACGUUGGCAAUUACGAGGUCUUUGAGGAUGACGAUGAGGAUAUGGAGGUGAACCGGGAUGGGGAGGAUGAGGAGGAGAUAUUUGGGGGAGAUGAUUAUGACGAGGACGAGGAAGAUUACUAG
Molecule: messenger RNA, 2568 nt
Organism: Podospora pseudopauciseta
Lineage: Eukaryota; Fungi; Ascomycota; Sordariomycetes; Sordariales; Podosporaceae
Exons: 1
Coding region: 1-2568 (855 amino acids)
Source: RefSeq, a predicted model, not a curated record